Molecule: messenger RNA, 3717 nt
Organism: Ctenopharyngodon idella (grass carp)
Lineage: Eukaryota; Metazoa; Chordata; Actinopteri; Cypriniformes; Xenocyprididae
Gene: mnmip1
Product: SH3 domain containing 21
Exons: 17
Coding region: 160-1683 (507 amino acids)
Molecular function (GO): protein binding
Source: RefSeq, a predicted model, not a curated record
CUUUUCAACAAUGCUAAUGUUUGACUAGAAAGGAGGAGGUCCGAAAAAGCCUUCGUAGUCUUUGGAUUGAGUAAUUCACAGGGAUUCCAUGACACUUUGAGAACUGAACCGAAUCUAUAUUGUCUGAUUUGGUGCUCUGAGCACAGCUUUAAAGGAGCCAUGGAGGUGCUUGUGCUUCUAGACUUUGAGGCGACGAUGCCAGAUGAGUUAACAGUGUGUGUAGGGGAUGUGGUAAAGAACGUCUCAAAGGCCAAAGAAGAAGGAUGGCUGGAGGGAGAUCUGAGAGGAAAAAGAGGCAUAUUCCCUGGCAACUUCGCCAAGGAAGUGCCGGUUUACUUAAUAGGGGACAGCAACAGAGAGCCAAGAAGCAUGAGGACAUCGAAGAAACCAAAGGUACAGACGAGGAAAUGCGAGGUGGCUUUUCCCUACGCUGCCGUGCAUGAGGACGAGCUGGAGCUGGUUGUCGGGGAGACCAUCGAGAUUGUCAGAGAAAUUGAAGAUGGGUGGUGGAUGGGGAAAAAAAAUAACCAAAUAGGAGCCUUCCCAUCAAAUUUUGUAAAGGAAAUUUUUGUCCCUUCAAAAGAUGGCAAGAUAACUGAAGCCAAAGCCAGGCCUAAACUCUCUGAAGCUGUCUUCAAUAAAGAGGGAAAAGUACAACAGAGAACAAGUUUACGAAGAAAAACAUCAGGUGUAAAAGAAUGUUGUCGGGUGAUGUUCGACUACACGGCUGUUUCCGAAGACGAGUUGAACCUGAAGAAGGGAGACGUCAUAACAGUUAUCAACAAGUCCACUGAGGACGAUGGCUGGUGGGAGGGGGAACUGAACGGACACAGGGGCAUUUUUCCUGAUAACUUCGUCAUGGUGAUCCCAGCGGAUGCUCUUCAUACUGGGAAUGCAGGCCAGACACCGGUGAGAAGUGGCUCUCAGAACCGUGCAGGGAAUCCGAUGCCAGUGAUGGACCAGAACAGCUCUGAUACAAAUCCAAAGACGGAGACUAAAAGUGAGAAACCAGACACUAAAGACUUUCGAAGUGACCCGCCUGGUAAAAUCAAGUUGCCUGGUCUACACAAACCACUUGUUCCACCACCACCCGUCAAAGAGAAGCCCAUAAAACUACCACCAAAAAAUGUUGAAGAGCCACAACUUGUCUCACCGAAACAACAGCCCCCUGCCUCACCAGUACAGAAAGAGGUUAAAGACAAUAAGGACGUUAAAGAUAAGACCCCUGACCAGUUUGACGGUGUAGACGUGUCCUCAGAGAAACUGAGCCAUCCCACGGCCAACAGAGCCAAACCUCCACAGAGAAGACCUCCAACAGCCCUCGCCACUGCCAUACAAGUUCCAGAUGAAACUGACCACAAUGAAACUUCAGAAGAGAAAGAUGGCUUACCACAAAAUAUUCCAGAGGUUACAGAACCUCAGUCAGCUCCUCCUGCCAAGACAGAACAGGUAACUAAGAGCACUUCACCACCCAAGACACAGACUGAAAGCAAAGCUGUGGUUCAGGAGGGGACGGCAUCACUGGCCUCUGUGCUGACAGAACUCAAAGAUCUCCGCAUGUCACUGGAUCUCCUCAAAGCACAGCAUGAGAGAGACAUAAAAGAACUUAAAGAUGAACUGAAGGUCGAAACGGAAAAACGGAUGAGAUUACAGGAUGAAGUGGAGGCUCUGAGGAAAAAAUAGUGUCCAUUGAACACCAGGAGUAUUUCACAGUCCUCAUGCUUCUCUGGGACAUGGACAUAAAGACUACAGAAAGACAAUGAUGGAGUGUUGAGGGAAUGUAAAAGUUUGCAGACAGAUAUGGAAAUCCAGCACUUGCGACUUGUUGAAUAGUUCCUGGUUCAGUGGACCAGAAGGCUCAGAAAGCAGAUCUACAAAAAGACGUUUCGUUGUUCAUAUUCUACUCUUCAGCUCAUAUGGUUGUUUGAGUCCUCUCCACUCGAUUCUUAAAACAUAUAUAUGUGCAUUUUGAAAUGUGUAAAUAUCAAAUAUUAAAUAUCUAAAUUCAGGGUUAAACUAGGUCAUAUUUUAAGGUGUUAACACACUUUCUAUUAAUAAUAUAUUUCUGUUUUGUGGUAUUCUGUAGAAAAUAAAGUUUUUGUUCCAAACCUGAUUUACCCAGAGACUUUAAUGAUAAACAUGAGUUUGUUUUUUAAAUGCAACUACACAAGUUUUAUCUGUGUUAAGACUGUGAAACAAGAUGGCUUUAUUUUGUGAGUGAAAGAUAUCAAUGACAUACAAAUAUAGAACUGGUAUCUAAAUGCAAGCAACAAGUAAUCGAAUAUUUAUUGAUUUAUUUUAUUUAUUUUUUAUUUUUUUCCCCAUAACCCCAGUGGCCUGAUUGAAAUGAAAUCUUUUAAAAUGAGUUCCUUUGUGAAUGGCAUGCUUUGUCACUAACAGAAUCUGAAAGUCCAUUUUCCCUUUGUGGAGAUAUGGCAUGAGACUGAGAUGGAUUUAGUGUCCAUUCAGACGGAAAACCGCAUCUGGAAACCAUGUGGAAUACAUUAGAUCUUCAUAGUCAGACUAAUCAUUGGAAAUGGACUAUUUUGUAAUGACAUACAGACUAAUUCCAAAUAAUAGAAAUACUGUAUGUUUGUAGGUUCAAUUGCAGCAAUUGACAUAUUACCAUCAAUCAAGAGAUACUCACAUUCUUUCCUUUUUUGGGCUUUUCCUUAAUGUCUUGUGGGUUCUAUACAAAUUAGGUAUCAUAUUAGCAGUUCACAAGUUUAAAUAUCUUCAUAAAAUUUUUAUAUCAGUAUGUACUUCAUAAAUGUAAACAAUGACAGAAGUCGUUUUAUUAGAAAAAUUCUAGCAUCUGGUUCUGAGUUAUCGUUACACUUUGGUUUAAUUGUUUGGGUUUCAUUUUUGAUGAUUGUAAAGCUCAAUAUUUAAAUCAAAAUAAACUGGAACUGGAAAUUAAACAAUAAUACAAUUACAUCCACUUGGUGAGCAAAUAUGUAACUUGAACGUGAAAGACAAGAUGCCCAUAAAAAUGUUAAUUUUGGUCUAUUUAGCACUAUGUUGCACAUUUUUUAUGACAUAAAAACGCUAAUCGUACACUGUAAAAUUAUUUUCAUGAUUUGUUAUCACGAAAUUUUUUCUUUUGUCAAAUCAACAUAGAUAAUUAAUGUGGUUCAGAUAACAUAUUUUAAGUUUCUGUUGAUUAAAUCAAUCAACUUCAUUGUAUUGACUCAAAUUUUAAGGCAACCAGGUAACUUUUUUAAGUUAAACCAACAAUUAUUUUUUACAGUGUAUAGAAGACUGAUGGUAAUGCCAAAACAACCCUAAAAUAUAUUGUAAAAUGCAUAUGAAGGUCUGAAUUUUUAGGUGCAUAAUUAUGCCAUUUGAUAUUUGUUACCCAUAUAUACUUAUCUGGCCUAUAUGAGAGUUUUAUGGUAGAUGACUGAUUGGAAAAUUAACCCUUGAUUGUUGCUGAUUGCUAUAACCCUGUUACUUGAGAUCCUGAGAGCAUGACACGUUGAGCAAGAUGUUUUUGGCUAUAUUUAGGAAUGUACAAAGUUGACUUUAGCGAUUGUUUUAAUUUAUUGAUAUUGGUCAGUAUUGUAUGUUUUAUUUGUUUAUGCUCAUUUCCCUAUCCUUUUUUUGUUUAACUUUUACGUUUUACCAACAUCCAAUAACGCUCCUCAUUAAACUUAAAAACAUUCAAGGUACACCAUGUAACUUUUGGCCCUCUUGUGAUUAAAAAACAAAAUUGUG